UUCACUUGAUCAUCUUACUGUUUCUCUGCAAACCCUCAUUAAACAAUGAAUAUCUACUUCAACCCCAAUCAUCUUCCUCUUCAAUACCAUCAAGAAAUAACACCCUUUUCACCCCACUACAACCACCACCCUCCACCAGAACUCGACGGCAUCGCCGCCGUCGUCGGAGAACAAGUCCUCUUCGGAAAACCCACCACCACAACCCAAAACGACACCGUACAACAACCACAAACACAACCACAAUCAGCACAAAAGUCACCGAUGGAGAAAACCUACAGAGGGGUGAGGAAGCGGCCAUGGGGACGGUGGUCGGCGGAGAUACGGGACAGGAUAGGGCGGUGCAGGCACUGGUUAGGAACAUUUGACACUGCAGAAGAAGCGGCGCGUGCGUACGACGCGGCGGCUAGGCGUCUGAGAGGAGCCAAAGCUAGAACAAACUUCGAGAUUCCGUCGGUGUUUCCACUGCCGCCGCCGGUGGAAACCCUAAAGAAAUGCCACGGUGGCAGUAGCAGUAGCACCAGUAAAUGCCACGUGGUCACAUCGGUUGAUCAACUGUUUAGCAGUUCAUCCAUGAUGAAUCAAAGACCCAGUAAUAACAAUAAUCAUAAUGUGGAUCUUGAGUUGAAUCUUGGAGUAGGGUUUAAGAAAAAGGCUAGAAAUGAUUAGGGUUUAUAUGUAUGUAGGUGAUUUACUGGUUUAGGGUUAUGAGUAUGCAUGUGGUUGACCGGUGUUGACUGUGGUUUUGCUAUGUAUAUGGGUGUUGUGGUUUUGGAUUCCGGUGGAAUAUUGGCCGGAAAAGUUGUCAGAGAAGGUACUGUUGAACUGCAGUUUCUGUGCUAGAAGAUCUGUAAAGUACAGUACUUAAUAGUACUGUGAUCUAUAUGAAUAUAUCUAUCUUUGUACUUUGCUACUUA
Helianthus annuus (common sunflower) is the source of this 914-nucleotide messenger RNA. RefSeq names its product ethylene-responsive transcription factor ERF084. The transcript has a single exon. Gene Ontology annotation, biological process: regulation of DNA-templated transcription. Gene Ontology annotation, molecular function: DNA binding; DNA-binding transcription factor activity. The coding region runs from base 46 to 666 and encodes 206 amino acids. Lineage: Eukaryota; Viridiplantae; Streptophyta; Magnoliopsida; Asterales; Asteraceae. The record is from RefSeq and is a predicted model, not a curated record.